AUGUACAAUAUGUAUCAAGCAAUUGAUGAUUGCAAGGCACAUGAUCUCCUACAAAUCGUGGAUCUGAAAAUUUAUUUAAUAAAAUUAAACAUUAUUAUUAGAUACAUUGAUUUAUUUAAUGUAGAAACAGAUGGUAUCAUUAGUGAAGUUCCAGAUGGAUGUCAAAUAAUAAAUAACAUAAAAUACAUAAACAGAAAUGUUAUUAGUACAAUUGACUUUGAAUUUAAAAAAUUCAUUAAUCAAAUAGGACGCUUUCGGAUGCAUCCAUAUUUUGAUUUAAAUUUAAAAAAUACUGUAUAUCCGGUCGAACAAAAUGAUUCCAAUGUAAUUUCUUUGGAUUCGGAGAGAAUUGUGAAAUUUGUGAUAACACCCAUCCCAGCAUUGCAUGAAGAAAAUUACAAUGAAUUGUUGGUGGUAGCAUGUUUAAAAACAUAUUUUGGCAAUGCAGUCCAAUCCUCUAAACAUUCACUAAACAACAUAUAUAAACAUAUACAAAUUAUCGUGAUUGUAACAAAAUUCCAAUUUAUCAAUAAAAAAUACCUUAAAAUCACACUAAAGAAUUUAGUACAUAAACAAUAUAUAGAUGAAUAUGCUAAACACAAUUAUACACUAUAUAAACAAGCAGACAAUAAAAAAAUUGACUUGUUAAUUUCAAAAUUUCGAAAUAUUGGAAUAAUUAAUUCUAUACUUAAUUUAACAAAAGAAAAAUAUUUAUCUACAUCAGUAAAAUAUGAGCUAUCAACCAGUGUAUACGAAUAUACAACAAGACUACAUAAUAGAACUGAAACACAAGAAAACAAGAUUAUGGGCAACAUUCAAGAAAAAGUUGUAUUUAUUAAAAAAAUGUUAAAUUCAAUAACUGAAAGUCAGCAAACAACAAUCAAAACUAUACAUAAUACAUAUACAACAAAAUUAACAGCAUAUAAACAAUUAUUGAACACAACAUUAAAUAGUUCACCCAAAUCUACCAUUGACUAUUCAUUUACAACCGAUGAACUAUUACAGAAUAUUAAUAAUUCAAAUUUACAACUUCCUUCAGAACCCAUGACAAGAACCAUUCCACCCACACCACCCUCAAAAAAUCUCGAGCAACUACAGACGUCACAGAACAAAUUUUAUCCCCAACGUUGA
Rhopalosiphum padi (bird cherry-oat aphid) is the source of this 1131-nucleotide messenger RNA. RefSeq lists its product as uncharacterized. The record is from RefSeq and is a predicted model, not a curated record. The transcript is spliced from 6 exons. Bases 1 to 1131 code for a protein of 376 amino acids. NCBI's taxonomy places the organism in Eukaryota, Metazoa, Arthropoda, Insecta, Hemiptera, Aphididae.